GCGUCUCUUGGUUUCUCGCACAGGCCUUGGUCAUGAACUUGGCUCUUGCGGCACUGAGGCUGAUGUGCCUGGCCUGGCUGUGGCCCGUCGCAUGGCUAAAAGGAAGCAACACGCAAAACCAGAGGAGGCACAAGGACGUCUAUCUGGGCGAAAACACUAAGCACAAAUUUGGAGGACGAAUAGACUUUAAAACUAAGAAGUCUGACAGCACCAAAUCUCUGCUGAUUAAAUCAGAGCAGCUCUUGAGAAUCGAAGAUCACGACUUCGCCAUGAGGCCUGGUUUUGGAGGUUCGGCUAUUCCAGUGGGCAUCGAUGUGCAAGUGGAGAGCAUUGACGGCAUUUCAGAGGUCAAUAUGGACUUCACCAUGACACUGUACCUCAGGCAUUACUGGCAGGACGACAGGCUGGCCUUCCCCUCCAGCAAUAACAAGAGCCGAACAUUUGACGCGCGGCUGGUGAAAAAGAUCUGGGUGCCAGACGUCUUCUUUGUUCACUCCAAGCGUUCCUUCAUUCAUGACACGACCAUGGAAAACAUCAUGCUCAGAGUCUUUCCAGACGGGAACAUUCUUUACAGCGUCAGAAUCACAGUGACGGCCCUCUGCUCCAUGGACUUCAGCCGCUUCCCACUGGACACACAGAACUGCUCUCUGGAGCUGGAGAGCUACGCGUACAAUGAGAACGACCUCAUGCUCUAUUGGAAGAAUGGGAACGAUUCAUUAAGGACUGACGAGAUUGCACUCUCGCAGUUUUUUAUUGAAGAAUUCCACCCUUCCUACGGGCUUGCCUUCUACAGCAGCACUGGCUGGUAUAACAGGCUGUACAUAAACUUCAUCCUCAGGAGACACAUAUUCUUCUUCAUGCUGCAGACAUACUUUCCCACAAUGCUAAUGGUCAUGCUCUCUUGGGUUUCCUUCUGGAUUGACAGGAGAGCCGUGCCGGCCCGCGUCUCUCUAGGAAUCACCACCGUGUUGACCAUGUCCACCAUCAUCACGGGCGUGUCGGCCUCCAUGCCGCAGGUGUCCUAUGUGAAAGCGGUCGACAUCUACCUGUGGGCCAGUUUCCUCUUCGUGUUCCUGUCGGUCAUUGAAUACGCUGCAGUGAAUUACUUCACCACAGUGGAGGAGAUGAAGAAACUCCAGAAAGGAAAGCUUCCAGCUUCCUACGACGCGACUCAGGCGAUGGCGUACGACGGCUGUUUUCACGACGACAUCGACGCGUCGCCGUUCCCCGAACUGCCCACCACGCCGAGCACCACGCGCACCAUCCCGGCAAGAGCCUCAUCCACCGAGCCGCCGCCGACCGAGGGCACGAGACUCUGGAGGAAGCGCUCGGUCGGCAAAAACAUCCGCUUUAUCAUGAGCAACAGCUACAUGAUCGACUCCUACUCCAGAAUUCUCUUUCCACUGGCCUAUCUGCUCUUCAACAUCAUCUACUGGUGCAUUUACUCCUGAAGAGGCGCUGUUGAAGAC
This is a messenger RNA of Danio rerio (zebrafish), 1469 nucleotides long. It is a transcript of the gene gabrr3a, whose product is annotated as gamma-aminobutyric acid type A receptor subunit rho3a. Gene Ontology annotation, molecular function: extracellular ligand-gated monoatomic ion channel activity; transmembrane signaling receptor activity; monoatomic ion channel activity. Gene Ontology annotation, cellular component: membrane; postsynaptic membrane. NCBI's taxonomy places the organism in Eukaryota, Metazoa, Chordata, Actinopteri, Cypriniformes, Danionidae. The record is from RefSeq and is marked provisional. Gene Ontology annotation, biological process: monoatomic ion transport; monoatomic ion transmembrane transport.